Cylicocyclus nassatus is the source of this 288-nucleotide messenger RNA. NCBI's taxonomy places the organism in Eukaryota, Metazoa, Nematoda, Chromadorea, Rhabditida, Strongylidae. The record is from the annotation of a GenBank genome assembly.
AUGAUAGUAAAGAUCCUCUGGCUACGAGCUCGAAUGAAUGGAGGGUUUCCUUCGAGACGUAAAAGACUUCUGGGGUUCUCUUGCGAAGGCAUCGAAAGGGCUUAUCAAGCUUAUUUGACUGAAAAUCAUACCGUCUAUAAUCCAAAGAAGGACGAACUGAUCGUUCUAUACGAGAAGUGCCAAGUGCUGAGUAUACCGAAAUUCGAAAGAAAUUUUCGCCAUGAAGUCGACUUAAACUUACAAAAUGUAAGUAACUCAAGCAAGUUAGUUUACAUAGCACAAUGGUAA